CGGAGCACUGGCAGAGCACGCACACACGCGGGGGGAAAGGAACACGAAUUGCUCGGAAGGGCUUAAGACUUUGUGAAAAAGAUGUUUCCUUUAAAGGACACUGUGAUGGGUGCCUCCACCUUCUUUGCCUCAGCUCUGCCACACGAUGUCUGUGGAAGUAAUGGCCUCCCUCUAACACCUAACUCCAUAAAAAUUCUGGGCAGAUUUCAAAUCCUUAAAACAAUCACCCAUCCCAGACUUUGCCAGUACGUUGACAUUACCAGAGGUAAACAUGAGAGACUGGUUGUGGCAGCUGAACAUUGUGAGAAGAGUCUGGAAGAUUUGCUACGAGAAAGCAAGCCUGUCAGUUCUUCAAGGAUCUUAUGCAUAGCAUAUGAGGUUUUGCAAGGUUUGCAAUACAUGAAUAAGCAUGGAAUGGUCCACCGAGCACUCUCCCCUUGCAAUAUUCUUUUGGAUCGAAAGGGGCAUGUGAAAUUGGCUAAAUUUGGACUCUACCACAUGACUGCUCAAGGUGUUGAUGUUGAUUUUCCUAUAGGGUACCCAUCAUAUCUGGCACCUGAAGUAAUUGCACAGGGAGUAGGCAAACCAAGUGAUCACACCCAGUGUGAGAAGCCUCUGCCUUCUGGCCCUAAAUCAGAUCUGUGGUCUCUUGGCAUAAUAUUAUUUGAGCUGUGUGUGGGGAGAAAGUUAUUUCAGAGUUUGGAGAUAGCAGAAAGAUUGAAGUUUAUACUUAUGUUAGGCUGUGUAGAUGAUAUUGUAACUGUGUUGGCUGAAGAACAUGGUUGUCUUGAUAUUAUUAAGGACCUUUCUGAAAAUAUCAUAGCUCUACUGAAGAAAUGCCUUACGUUCCAGCCUUCUAAGAGGCCAACUCCAGAGGAAUUGCUACAUGACAGUUUGUUCAGUGAAGUAUCCUCACUAUAUCCUCCCUUCCACAAACCUGCUGGUCUGUUCUCAUCUUCUCCAAGGUGUGCCAAUUUAACACUACCUGAAGACAUAAGUCAAUUAUGUAAAGAUGAAGAUAAUGAUUAUCUAGCAGAAAGAUCAGUUGAAGAGGUUUAUUAUCUCUGGUGUUUGGCUGGAGGAGACUUGGAGAAAGAACUUGUCAACAAGGAAAUAAUUCGAUCAAAGCCACCUGUCUGCACGCUUCCCAACUUUUUAUUAGAAGAUGGUGAGAGCUUUGGGCAAGGACGGGAUAGAAGUUCCCUCCUAGAUGACACAACUGUGACUUUGCCACUGUGCCAGCUCCGAAAUAGACUGAAGGAUGUUGGUGGAGAAGCAUUUUAUCCAUUGCUUGAAGAUGACCAGCCAGCUUUACCUCAUUCCAACAGUAGCAAUGAGCUCUCUGCAGCUGCUACUCUUCCUCUGAUCAUCCGGGAGAGGGACACAGAGUACCAGCUAAACAGAAUUGUCCUGUUUGACAGGCUGUUGAAGGCCUACCCAUACAAGAAAAACCAAAUUUGGAAAGAAGCCAGGAUUGACAUUCCUCCCCUUCUGAGAGGCAUAACCUGGGCUGCCUUGUUGGGUGUUGAGGGUGCCAUAGAAGCAAAAUAUGAUGCCAUUGAUAAAGACACACCAAUUCCUACAGACAGACAAAUUGAAGUUGAUAUUCCUCGUUGCCAUCAGUAUGAUGAACUGCUGUCAUCACCGGAGGGUCAUGCAAAGUUCAGACGUGUAUUGAAGGCCUGGGUUGUUUCCCAUCCUAAUUUGGUGUACUGGCAGGGCCUUGACUCUCUUUGUGCACCAUUUCUGUACUUGAAUUUUAACAAUGAAGCUCUGGCAUAUGCCUGCAUGUCUGCUUUUAUUCCAAAGUAUUUGUAUAACUUCUUUCUGAAGGAUAAUUCUCAUGUUAUUCAAGAGUACCUGACGGUGUUUUCCCAGAUGAUUGCAUUCCAUGAUCCAGAGCUGAGUAACCACCUCAAUGAAAUUGGGUUUAUUCCAGAUCUUUAUGCGAUUCCUUGGUUUCUUACAAUGUUUACACAUGUCUUUCCUUUGCACAAAAUUUUUCACUUGUGGGAUACAUUACUGCUUGGAAAUUCCUCCUUCCCAUUCUGUAUUGGAGUUGCCAUACUUCAACAGCUGAGGGAUCGUCUUCUGGCUAAUGGAUUCAAUGAGUGCAUUCUCCUUUUUUCAGACUUGCCAGGUACAGAAAAUACUCUUUCUUCCUUUUUUUCUCUGUCUUCCCCA
This is a messenger RNA of Pyrgilauda ruficollis (rufous-necked snowfinch), 2184 nucleotides long. It is a transcript of the gene TBCK, whose product is annotated as TBC1 domain containing kinase. NCBI's taxonomy places the organism in Eukaryota, Metazoa, Chordata, Aves, Passeriformes, Passeridae. Gene Ontology annotation, molecular function: ATP binding; protein kinase activity. The transcript is spliced from 22 exons. The record is from RefSeq and is a predicted model, not a curated record. Gene Ontology annotation, biological process: protein phosphorylation. The annotation marks the transcript as partial.